AUGCUAUUAAUAUUACUUCCAUCAAUUAUAUUAAUAUUUCUAAAUAUUCAAUAUUGUGAAACAAUUAUUUCAAAAAUAUUACCAUCCGUAUCUAUACUUGAAGAGAGUCCAUUAUCCACCACUCUCGUCGAUCUUCAAUCAUAUUUAAAUACACUUGGUUUUCGAUCUGAACAUUACUCAACAUCAGCAAUUAUUCUCUUACAAAGUCAAACAAGUGCACCAUUUGAAUAUAUUAAUGGAACAAUACGUUUAAAAUCACGUUUAGGUAUAGAAAAAAAGAAGAAGAAGAAAGAAAAUAGAUUUAAAAUUAUUAAAUAUUGUUGUUGUUGUUGUUGUUUUUUUUCCAUUGUAGAUCGAGAAGAAUAUUGUAAAAAACGUUUAUGUAAUUGUGAUCCAAAACUUAACAAUAAUAAUCAAUGUAAUUUUACGAUAACUUUAACCGCUAAUAUUGAUACACCACCGUACAACUAUAUUCUUUCAUUACCUAUAACAUGUGUCGAUUUGAAUGAUAAUGCACCAAAAUUCUCACAAUUAGAAUCAACAAUAACAAUUGCUGAAAAUGCACCACGUGGUCAUCGUGUACCAUUGGAAACAGCUACGGAUAGUGAUUCAUCACAAUAUGGUAUUAGUGAAUAUCGUCUACUUUGGUUAAAUAAUACAUCAACAAAAGCAUUUUCAAUUGAUUAUGAUAAUAU
This is a messenger RNA of Didymodactylos carnosus, 695 nucleotides long. The record is from the annotation of a GenBank genome assembly. NCBI's taxonomy places the organism in Eukaryota, Metazoa, Rotifera, Eurotatoria, Philodinida, Philodinidae.